UAGAAAGAAAGAGGAGGAGGGACAAAAAAGACUGGGUAGAAGGAAAGAAAGGGAACAUUGCACUGUCUGUUUUCGUUUUUAUUGCAGUGAAUAACAGCAGAAAGUCUUUCUCUUCAAUGCACGGAUAAAUCUUACGCAAACGGUUUCUAUCUUUAGUUGAAGGAAAACAGUUGGCCACGAGGUGGACUCGCGAGUUUAAAGUGAUUUGAGCGUUUGUGGUUUACUUUCUAAAAAGGGUUGCAGUCCUGUAAGUGCUUUAUUUGUAGUGACAAGAAGAGCAAGCGAAGCAAGUAAUCAAAUAUAGAAGCAACCUUAUAUGAGUUAUAUAGAAAUAUUAUCAAGUUCCCAAAUGCCAUUCAGUUUUGCGAGAAGGAGACAAUAAUAGAUCUAGAAGUGGCACUUUAAAUCACGCUGCUUAGCAAACGGUGGGGGAACCACCCGGUAUCUACUAUAUCAGCCGGUAAUUCACAGGAUAUCUGCGGACUAUGGCGGCCGUUACAAGCACAGAACCGAGCCAACAAGCUCGAGUUUACUUCCAGACCCCCACCGGCUCAACCGAAGAAGCGGAGAUUCCGGUCCGAAAACAAGGUCGGGUCACAGUGAAAUACGACCGGAAAGAACUGAGAAAGAGACUUAAUUUGGAAGAGUGGAUUAUUGACCAACUAACGUAUCUCUACAACUGUGAGGAGGAAGCAAUUCCAGAGCUAGAGAUUGAUGUGGAUGAACUGUUGGAUAUGGAGAAUGAUGUAGACCGUGCCGCUAGGGUCAAGGAGCUGCUGGUCGACUGUUAUAAACCUACUGAAGAGUUUGUAGCUGAAUUGCUGGACAGGAUCCGUGGCAUGCAGAAGCUCAGCACUCCUCAGAAGAAAUGAAGCUCCUCCCACUUCCACCGCUCCUCAACCGAUCCAAUCCCUCUAGUCCCAAUUUUAGGGGUGUGACUAUUCAGCCCUGAGCUGGUGCUCAUCCAAUCCCAUGACUCCUUUGCAUCAGUUGUGAAGGAGAUGGAGGAAGGGUUAUAGGAGUGUCUAGCCAAUCAGAUCCUUAGAAGCAGGGCUUAUUGUUUUCUCAUUUUGUUAACCUUAAUGUUAUUUUAAUCAAUUUCAUUUUUUUUGUAAAGGAGGAAAGAUUUGUUUUUGAAAUGUUUUAAUUGUUAUAAAUUUAGUUUUGUUUCUAUGCAUGGUUUUGGAUUUUUGUUAUAAUUUGGUUUUCAUUUAUUUUCAAAACUCUCGGUACUGUCUGUUGUUUGUGAAACUGUGACGAUCAUUUGUACAUAACAAUGUCUGAGGAGAUCCUAAAGAAGUGGCCUUCCAGAAUUAUUAUUUCUUUCUGUUUUUGAUCCUCAUCUUUGUUCUAUAAUUGUGCAUUUAAGGGCUUAAAUCAGGAGCAGUUAUGGAUAAUGUUUAUUAAAGAAGACCUAAUAAAGAGAUUGAAGCUGUGUAAAGUGGAGAGAGUUACUUCGGUGUCAUUAUUUUUACGGAUGGAGGGAACUUUGUGUUAAAAAAUGCGGCUAUGAUUUAUUUUCUUAAACACACACCACACACUGUCAAAUGCCACACCACCCUAAGGGAUUUGGAUAAAUAACUACACACACAUCACAAACCACAGCUGUGGAUCUACAGAUGUGUAUGCUGGCUCCUCCAGAGACAGAAAGAGGAAUAGGGAGAGAAUGAAAGGAUAAGAGCAUGGUAGACAAACUAUACAGCAUGUCAUGGACACUGCCAAGUGUUCAUUUAGACUUAAUCCUCUCACAUGACUCCGUUAAAUCAUCUUCACUAGAAAGCCAUCUGCUCUUUUGUCUCAGCAAACCAAAUGCUGUAAUAAGAGGGCCAAUAGUCACACUUGGUGCUCUUAACAUGCAUCAUUUCAAUAUUGGAAGAGCUAUUUCCAUCGCAUGCACUGUUAUCACUGAUAUUUAUGAUGCACACACACAUAGGCUUCUACAUUAUUUAUUAAAGUCCCUCUAUAUCCCUACUGAGUUCAGGUGUGGAUUACAUAAAAGCAGGUGCAAAACUAUCCCCCAUAUAGCUCCUUUUUUCCCACAAUCUUUCCUCCAUCUGCUCACUUAUUCUUUUUGGCCCUCACUAUUCAUAUUCUUUCUUUUACCUGCUCUUCACACAUUUCUUUUAAAAUGAGAGUCACCCUCAAUACCUUCAGAUGUUGCCUUAGGUUAUGUUUAUGUUAUGAAAACCAAAAUUUUGUACAUUUGACGAAUACAAAACACUUGGAUACAAAUGGAAAUCCUUUUGCAGCUUUAGGAUGCAAAAUGUUCUUGUACUUUCAAUGAUGCUUUUUUUUUUUUUAAAGGUAGUUGACAAUAUCAGACAGGGCAUUUUAUAGAUGACAUAAUUAAACAGUCCAUUUUUAGCAUUGUGUCAACCUUGUAGUGCAGCUGAUUCCUAUUUUCCAUGUCCAUUGGGAGAUGGGAGGAUUGAAAGAAUGAACUGAACUUUUAAAUUUAAGAAAUAGGAAACAUUUAAGCAAUUGUGUAAGACUGUGUUCAUGGUCAUAUCUUUUUGGAGAAAAAAAAUCUUGUAGCAAUACUAAACUGUCUUUGUUUUUGCCCAAUUUUCUUACACUUUUAUGCAACUUUAAUAAAAAUAUGUUUAAUUACA
This is a messenger RNA of Xyrauchen texanus (razorback sucker), 2612 nucleotides long. Its product is annotated as protein phosphatase 1 regulatory subunit 14B-like. Gene Ontology annotation, molecular function: protein serine/threonine phosphatase inhibitor activity. The transcript is spliced from 4 exons. Gene Ontology annotation, cellular component: cytoplasm. Gene Ontology annotation, biological process: innate immune response; regulation of phosphorylation. The record is from RefSeq and is a predicted model, not a curated record. Lineage: Eukaryota; Metazoa; Chordata; Actinopteri; Cypriniformes; Catostomidae. The coding region runs from base 486 to 872 and encodes 128 amino acids.